This is a messenger RNA of Oenanthe melanoleuca, 1781 nucleotides long. RefSeq names its product 5-hydroxytryptamine receptor 5B-like. The transcript is spliced from 2 exons. Gene Ontology annotation, cellular component: dendrite; plasma membrane. Gene Ontology annotation, molecular function: G protein-coupled serotonin receptor activity; neurotransmitter receptor activity. Gene Ontology annotation, biological process: G protein-coupled receptor signaling pathway, coupled to cyclic nucleotide second messenger; chemical synaptic transmission. The record is from RefSeq and is a predicted model, not a curated record. NCBI's taxonomy places the organism in Eukaryota, Metazoa, Chordata, Aves, Passeriformes, Muscicapidae. Bases 194 to 1300 code for a protein of 368 amino acids.
CGUGCAGGAGCCUCGCCGCGGUCCCGCCGCGCCUCCCUGCCUUCCCCUGCCCCCGUCCCCUCUGCAGCCGCCCGGGAUGGGCGUGCGGAGCGGCGGGCGGGAGCCGCGGCGGCACACGGCGGGCGGCCGCUGAGCGGAGCGCGUCCCGCUGUGCGGCUCCGCUGGCCGGCGGCGGGGCUGGGGGGUCCCGGGCAUGGCGGAGAGCCUGAGCCCCUGCUCCCCACGGGGCCAGUGCCAGCCCAGCAUGGGCGCCAACACCUCGUCCGCCAGCAUGGACACCAACGCCUCCUCCUCGGUGGUGGGCGGCAGCGCCUGGAGGGGCCGGGAGCCCUUCUCCGUCUUCACCGUCCUCAUCCUGACCCUGCUGGUGCUCCUGACCGUGGCCACCUUCCUCUGGAACCUGCUGGUGCUGGCGACCAUCCUGCGAGUGAAGGCCUUCCACCGGGUGCCCCACAACCUGGUGGCCUCCACGGCGGUGUCGGACGUGCUGGUGGCGGCCCUGGUGAUGCCGCUGAGCCUGGUGAAGGAGCUGUCGGCCGGGCGGCGCUGGCGGCUGGGCCGGGAGCUGUGCCUCGUGUGGGUGUGCUUCGACGUGCUGUGCUGCACGGCCAGCAUCUGGAACGUGACGGCCAUCGCCCUGGACCGCUACUGGUCCGUCACCCGGCAGCUGCAGUACACGCUGCUCGCCCGCCGCCGCAUCUCCAAUGUCAUGAUCGCUCUCACCUGGCUGCUGUCCGCCGCCAUCUCCCUCGCCCCGCUGCUGGGCUGGGGCGAGACCUACAGCCCCGAGCAGCAGCGCUGCCAGCUCAGCCAGGACCCGUCCUACACCAUCGUCUCCACGGGCGGGGCCUUCUACCUGCCCCUCUGCGUGGUGCUCUUCGUCUACUGGAAGAUCUACAAGGCGUCCAAGUUCCACAUGGGGGGCCGCCGCAGGAACGCCGUGGUGCCGCUGCCCGAGGCUGCCCAGGUGAAGGAAGCUUCGCAGGAACCACAGAUGGUGUUUACAGCUCGUCGUGCAGCUAGCACUUUCCAGACAGAUGGAGAAACAUGGAGAGAACAGAAAGAGAAAAAGGCAGCUCUGAUGGUUGGCAUCUUAAUUGGAGUUUUUGUACUGUGCUGGAUCCCUUUCUUCAUCACAGAAUUAAUAAGUCCCCUCUGCUCCUGCAACAUCCCGCCUGUCUGGAAAAGCAUCUUUCUUUGGCUUGGCUACUCAAAUUCUUUCUUUAAUCCUCUCAUUUAUACAGCAUUUAACAAAAAUUACAACAAUGCCUUCAAGAACCUUUUUGUAAAGCAAAGAUAAAAGGGGAAACAGAGGAGAAAAUGAUUAUUGCAUAACAGAGAGAUGUCUUGAGGGAAACAUGCCUGUGAUACAUACAGUUUUCAUGCACAAGAGCUACCUGAGGGGAUUUAGGAGCAGUGAAAAAGAAGAUGGAAGAUGUCUGGAUAUAAACCUACUAAGAAUUUACAGUUCCCCCUUAGAAAUACACAUGUGCUACGCCAGUGUUUGGCAAAGAAGGUGGAAGCAGGGAAUGCCUCCCGUCUGCUCCUCGAAGCACGGCACGCUGGGGACUGCCAGGGCAGCGCUGUGUGUGUCCAGCGCCGUGUCUGUCACACCCAGCGCGGCUGGUCCCGCCCAGCCAGCGCCGCGCCCUCUGGAGCCUCCUCACUAACACAGCACCCGUGGGGGCUGCUAAUUGAGCAAUACUGGCAUGUCGGACAUGGGCAGCAUGCUGGCUUGGUUUUCAGAUUUAUUUUGGAAGGAAUAAACAGGCUGCAGUCAA